CUGCCAUUUCUCGGGGAUUCACUAUUAUGAAGAGUCCACAUUUCUCUCGCGAUAACUUCUGAUCUUUCCUGCCAGUUGAAAACAUGGCCGACGAAUACGGACGGAAGUGGGACCGCUGUCUUGCUGAUACAGCCAUGAAAACAGUAACUGGCCUUGGUGUGGGCAUUGUGUUCUCCGUCCUCUUCUUUAAACGGCGCACAUGGCCUGUCUCAUUUGGUUCAGGUUUGGGACUGGGAAUGGGGUACGCCAACUGCCAGCAUGAUUUUAGGUCACCACACCUGAUUCAUGGCCGCGUGGUAAAGGACCAGCAGUGAAGGACUAAAGAUGAGGAGGAUUUGUCGUGAAGGUUCUCAUCUGUUUUUGUGUUGUCCGUGUUAUUUUGCUGCUCAUUUCUGUGCUGGCACCAAUGUCCGACAAUGCCCUCAUUGUGUUUAUCAAAAGGCAGUCAGUGUAUAUUUAAUAAAGUGAUUAUGGAAAACUC
Molecule: messenger RNA, 481 nt
Organism: Scatophagus argus
Lineage: Eukaryota; Metazoa; Chordata; Actinopteri; Scatophagidae
Product: MICOS complex subunit Mic10-like
Exons: 4
Coding region: 84-314 (76 amino acids)
Cellular component (GO): mitochondrial inner membrane; MICOS complex; mitochondrion
Source: RefSeq, a predicted model, not a curated record